GUGUUGUUGGAGGCAAUAUUCAUGUGAUUUGACGGUUAAAUGUCAAUGUCUGACGUUGAAUACUUUCCCACAAAACCGUGUACCUAAAGUUAAACGUCACCAAAACAUAAAUAUAUCCUACCGAAUUUUCGUUCUUAAUUUUCAGUUUUGAGUGUCGAUUUUCAAUGUUUUAAAUAAACCAAAGAGUUUAGACUUUUUGUUUCAUCUGUCAAAAGUUGCAGAGUUCACCAUUUAUGCCAUUGUUUUGUUUUAUUUCGUGUACACACAAUCCAUGUGUGUCGUGCUUUAGUCAUCGCAAAAUCAUUUGAAUCAUCUGGAUUUUGAGUGGAUAUAAAUCGUUUUGGAUUAGCUCAUUUUGAGUCGAAUUUCAACGUAGGAAAAAAUGAAAGAUGUAGCGAAAAAUGUGAUUGAACGAAUAAAUCGAGACGUUGGCACAGACAUCAAAAAUUUAUACCAUUGCAAAGAUAUCAUCAGCGAAUAUGCGAAACGCGUUGGCGAAAUUGAAGCCGAGCUGUUGGUCGAAGGCAAUGGAAUACCGUCGACCAUUAAAUCGGCGUUGGCCCAAUGCCGCGAAUCGCACGAAAUCAUCCAAUUGGAAACCGCCAAAAUCGAUCAAUUCCAAGAGAAACUUUCGACAAAAUUGGACCGGUAUCAUGGGAUUUUAGAAGGGAUUACCAAGCAAUUAGAAAAAAUUCGAAGUUUACAGCAUUUGGUAGAGUAUUUUAGAAUUUUAAAGGACAUACAAGAAGUUAGUAAAAGUUUAUCCACGCAUAUUAAGGAUGACCAAAAAUCAAUCGGUUUGUAUUUAUCACUCUAUGGCGGCAACGAUUCAGCGAAUAGUAUUAUCGGUCGGCUGGAAAAUGUUGAAGCUCAAAACCUAAGAUCUUAUGCAGAACGUACAGCUAUUUAUUGGUAUGAAAUACUGAAAGAAAAACUCUCAAAAGACUUUGAAUCGGUGCUAAAUAUUAUCAAGUGGCCAUAUUUGGGUGCAGCAUCAACGGAACUAAUCAAUCCAACAAAGGACUCACUAAAUAAAUUGAUGUCUGCAGCUGAAUAUCUAUUUUUGUUACAAUCGCCGGAUGAAAGAAGCGAUUCAUUUAUAUCAAUAACACCUUCGAUUCUAUGCCAGCCACUAAGCACACCUGUUGGACUGCUUGUGAAACCAUUCCGACAGAGAUUUUUGUAUCAUUUUUCUGGUCCACGGCAAACUAAUCGACUGGAUAAGCCCGAAUGGUUCUAUACACAGAUUUUGAUUUGGGCGAGAGAUAAUCAUAUAUUUGUUGGGACACACAUCCAGCCAGCAUUGAAUCUUGCUGGUCAUUCGGACAUCAAUAUUCGGCUGGAGUUUGUUCGUGGUCUUGUGCAAUUGGCCGUCGAGAAAAUGUGCAGUGACAUUGAUGAAAUCGUUGAGAAUGAUGGUCUAUUUUCACACUUAAUCGAUGAAACAUUGGCAUUUGAACAAGAAGUGCGUGAUACACUUGGAUAUCCGAGCAGCUAUUGCAGUGCAAUAACAGUGAUAACACAAGCAAAGUACCUAACCAAAUGGCUGGCUAUUGAAGAGCAAUUCACAUCCGACAAAAUGGAUGCAAUUCUAUCGCAAUCAUCAGCCUGGUCGUUUAUUGAUCCGAGCAAUUUGGAGGAAUUAAAAAUUCCACGAUGUGCCGAUCAAUUUAUCCGUUUAUUGGAUGCAAUUUGUGAACGCUACUGUAAUUUACCUCAGCCCGGUCAUCAGUUACAAUUUUUGAAUUUGCAGCUCGAACUGAUUGAAAGCUUUCGACGUCGACUGGUUCAAUUGCACAGCAAUCCAGAUAAUGGAGUCACUACAACCAUGGUUUUGAAUGCUAUCAAUUACACAAAUUCAGUGCUCCGCGAAUGGGGCGAGAAUGUGCAUUAUCUUCAUUUGUAUGCUGCCUUGUUUGGUCCGCACACUGACGAAAUUAAUUCGGUGUUUGAUAAAGUGGUCGAUGACCUGGAGCAAUGGCAACGAAGUUUGGUGAAAGAGCUCACAUCGAAGCUGGUUGACGAGAUAAAGGCAAAGUCAAUGGCCUAUCGUCAUGACAACUGGAUUUCGAUGUCUGAUCACAAUGCAUUGGAGCCGUUCAUGUUGUCAUCAACAGCUGGCGAAAUGUUCCAGCUAAUGGUGACAAGUUUGCAUAACCUCGAAACUGAACUUUCGAUCAAUAUCUUCAAUAUAGCAUUGAGAUUAAUCGCUCAUCAAUUGGACGACUUUUUCAUCGACAGCAUGAUAAUGAAUACGAAAUUUUCAACCGGCGGUGCAUCCCAAUUCGACUUCGAUAUGAAUCGCAAUCUAUUUGCAUUAUUUGGACAAUAUGCCAGGCGACCAGAUUUGCUAUUCAAAAAGAUACAUGAUGCCUGUAAAUUAUUAGUCUUACCUUUGGGAAAUGCGCUACUGCUCACGGAAACACUGAAAAACGAUAUCAAAAGCAAAACGGAUUCGAAAGAGGCACUAGCGGAAAUUGGCGUGGUUAAUAUUAGCAAUUUAAUGUCACUGGACAUACUCGAGCGACGAAACGAUAUAUGCUCAUAUUGAUGACGUUCUUUAAAAUAGUACUCACACUGACGCUGCUGCUGCUAUCAUUCCAUUUGUUUUGAUUAUGCCUUCACUUGGACUGUCAAUAUGUCUUAACCGUUUCUCUCUUCCCUCUCUCUCUCUUGUUCAUUUUAUUUUUUGUACAGAAACCGAUCGCAUGCAAAAAGUGUUGAAUAAAUUAUUUUCCAAUUAA
Molecule: messenger RNA, 2744 nt
Organism: Sitodiplosis mosellana (orange wheat blossom midge)
Lineage: Eukaryota; Metazoa; Arthropoda; Insecta; Diptera; Cecidomyiidae
Gene: Rint1
Product: RINT1-like protein
Exons: 11
Coding region: 383-2551 (722 amino acids)
Biological process (GO): retrograde vesicle-mediated transport, Golgi to endoplasmic reticulum; endoplasmic reticulum to Golgi vesicle-mediated transport; regulation of ER to Golgi vesicle-mediated transport
Cellular component (GO): Dsl1/NZR complex
Source: RefSeq, a predicted model, not a curated record